Closterium sp. NIES-65 is the source of this 969-nucleotide messenger RNA. NCBI's taxonomy places the organism in Eukaryota, Viridiplantae, Streptophyta, Zygnematophyceae, Desmidiales, Closteriaceae. The record is from the annotation of a GenBank genome assembly.
AUGGCUUCUCUAACUUCAACACUCUUCCCCUACCGCACUGCCCCUCUCCCCCCCGUGCCGCUCUUCCUCGCACCAGUUCCUCCUCUGGUAGACCCCCCCCCCCCCCCCCCCUCAGGGUCCUGCCCCUUCAGGGGUGCUGCGUCUGGGGGUGCUGAGCCUGAGCGUGUGGAGCCGGGGGGUGCUGAGCCUGAGCGUGCGCAGCCUGGGGGUGCUGAGCUUGGGGUUGCUGAGUAUGAGGGUGCGAAGCCUGGGGGUGCUGAGCUUGGGGGUGCUAAGCCUGAGCGUGCGGAGCCUAGGGGUGCUGAGCUUGGGGGUGCUGAGCCUGAGCGUGCUACGCCUGGAGCCUUCAGCGUGACGCUGCUAGAGCUGGGGGGGCUGCCGCUGGAGAUCCUGGAGCUGGAGGCGCUGGAGCUGGAGGUACCGGAGGUGCUGGAGCUGCUGGUCCUGGAGGUGCUGGAGAGUGCCGCUGCUGGAGCUGGGGGGCCUUCCGCUGGAGGUCCUGGAGCUGUAGGCCUUGGACCUGCUGGUCCUGGAGGUGCUGGAGGUACUGGAGCCGUGGGUCCCGGAGGUGCUCGUACAGGAGGUACUGGAGCUGCUGGACCUGGUGGUGCUGCAGGUGCUGGAGCUGCUAGAGCUGGAGCUGCUGGAGGCAUUAGAGCUGGAGCUGCUGGAGGUGCUGGAGCCGCUAGUCCUGGAGGUGCUGUAGGCAUCGGCGCUGGAGGAGCUGGAGUUGCAGCUGCUAGAGGUACUGGAGCUGCUGGUCCCGGAGGUGCUCGUACUGGAGGUACUAGAGCUGCUGGAGCUGGAGGUGCUGCAGGCGUUGGAGCUGGAGGAGCUAGAGCUAGAGCUAUUGGAGGUACUCGAGCUGCUGGAGCUGGAGGUGCUGCAGGCGUUAGAGCCGGAGGCACUAGAGCUGGAGCUGCUGGAGCAUGUCCCUCUCGCGUCUCCUCCUGCGUCCUCUCUUCCUGA